Phytophthora nicotianae INRA-310 is the source of this 213-nucleotide messenger RNA. RefSeq lists its product as hypothetical. The record is from RefSeq and is a predicted model, not a curated record. Lineage: Eukaryota; Oomycota; Peronosporomycetes; Peronosporales; Peronosporaceae. Bases 1 to 213 code for a protein of 70 amino acids. The transcript has a single exon.
AUGAAGGUGCCUCCUCGAUCACGAAAGGAAAUAUUAGAGCUCUCGAAGAACAGCCUUGGAAUGCGCGCGCCGUUGUCUUCUUGUGAUGUGUCCCAGUCGCUGCCAGUGUGCCAAGGAGGUGCCCAACCGAAGUCAAGGCUCUAUGCGAACAAACUCGGAUUUGAGGUCCGCCCAGCCAAAAAUCUCGCCAGCUCUCCCUCGCAUCCACGUUAA